Toxotes jaculatrix (banded archerfish) is the source of this 2815-nucleotide messenger RNA. It is a transcript of the gene nr4a1, whose product is annotated as nuclear receptor subfamily 4, group A, member 1. Gene Ontology annotation, cellular component: nucleus; transcription regulator complex. NCBI's taxonomy places the organism in Eukaryota, Metazoa, Chordata, Actinopteri, Toxotidae. The record is from RefSeq and is a predicted model, not a curated record. Bases 74 to 1861 code for a protein of 595 amino acids. Gene Ontology annotation, molecular function: nuclear receptor activity; nuclear glucocorticoid receptor binding; RNA polymerase II cis-regulatory region sequence-specific DNA binding. The transcript has 7 exons. Gene Ontology annotation, biological process: regulation of transcription by RNA polymerase II; cellular response to corticotropin-releasing hormone stimulus.
GUUAGUAUAAAAGCGCUUUCGAGGUGAGACGCGGAGGGACCGCUCUUCAGCUGGGGAACACUGAAGAUGACUGAUGGUCGUUCGUGGAGCACACACACAGUUCAAAACACUUGUAGACGGCCUUAAGAGUCUUGCAGCCAUGACUUGCAUACACCCCCAGCAUGGAUCUCAGCCCUAUGAGAACAGCCUUGGCAGCUCAGAGCUUCAAAGCACAGACUUUAUCUCCAGGUUGGCUGUGGAUACAAACAGCCCACGGGACCACCUCGCCACUCCACCCCUGCCAAGCAUCAGCUCUCUGGUGGGCACUAACGUGGGCGACUUUGACGCAUACUCAUGCCAGUUCACUGCAGCUCCUGCCCACGUUGCUCCAUCAUCAGGCCAGGAGACCCCAUUCAAGCUGGAUGACUUCCAGGUUUACAGCUGCUACCCUGGAACAUUCACGCUAAGUUACCCGGAUGAGGCUGUGUCCCCUGGUGGGUCAGAUUAUUUUGGCAGCCCCGCAUCAGCCUCGUCUCCUUCAACUCCCGGGUUCCAGAGUCAGCAUACAUCCACCUGGGAUUCAGCCUUUGGUCCAUACUCACCCAGUCCAGGAUACUGGGCAUCUGAGGAGACCUCAGUGCCACACGUGCCCUCUUUCUUCACAUUUGGUACAGGGUCUGUGGAGGACAUGUCUCAUUUGGGUCAACCACACUUACGAGACCAGGACCCUUUCACUUUGACCCAUCCUCACCAAUCUGCACUGUCCUUUCCUGGCUUGUCGAUGGAGCAUGCAUGUAGCCUUGAUGGCAAUGACCAGCUGGAUGGAAGAUUAUCGCCCAAAUUAAAAAGCCCAAAUGGAAAUGAGAGCUGCUGUGCUGUGUGUGGGGACCACGCCUCCUGUCAGCACUACGGGGUUCGCACCUGUGAGGGAUGCAAAGGAUUUUUCAAGCGCACAGUGCAAAAAAAUUCCAAGUAUGUUUGCCUCGCCAACAAGGACUGUCCUGUGGACAAAAAAAGGCGGAAUCGAUGCCAGUUCUGCCGUUUCCAGAAGUGCCUAGCUGUAGGCAUGGUCAGGGGAGUUGUUAGAACGGACAGUCUGAAAGGACGAAGAGGUCGCCUGCCUUCCAAGCCUAAAGUUGUCCAGGAUGUGGCGACCACUGUAUCUCCUGUGAGCAUGAUUGCUUCACUUGUGAGGGCGCACAUUAACUCAAACCCUAGCAUUGGGAAACUGGAUUAUUCCAAGUAUGACGAGACAGAAGUCAGCCAGAACCAGAAAGAGGAUGCUAGCGACAUUAAACAGUUUUACGACCUUCUCACGGCCUCCAUGGAAGUUAUCAGGAAGUGGGCGAAGAGCAUCCCAGGUUUCUCUGAGUUCUGCUCAGAAGACCAGGAACUGCUGCUGGAGUCCGCGUUUGUUGAACUCUUCAUCCUCCGUCUUGCAUAUCGAUCCAAUCCUGAAACGGACAAGCUCAUCUUCUGCAAUGGGGCUGUGCUUCACAAAACACAAUGUGUCCGAAGCUUUGGGGACUGGAUCAACUCCAUCUUGGAGUUUUCUCAAAGCCUCUAUCGCAUGAAACUAGACAUUUCCUCCUUCUCCUGUCUCACAGCCCUGGUCAUAAUCACUGACCGACAUGGUCUUAAGGAGCCAAAACGUGUGGAGGACAUGCAGAACCAGCUCAUCACCUGCCUUAAAGAUCACGUCUCUGGCUGCGGCUCUGACUCCUUGCGGCCCAAUUAUUUGUCCAGACUUCUCGGGAAGCUGCCUGAGCUCAGGACUCUGUGCACUCAAGGCCGCCAGCGAAUCUUUUACCUUAAAUUGGAAGACCUUGUUCCCCCACCACCGAUCGUGGAAAAAAUCUUUAUGGAUACGCUUCCAUUUUGAGUGUGAGAUGGGAGAUUGACUAUCUGUGACUUAAAAUCUGGAGUUUGAUUGAAAGCCAAAGAGGACUGGCUGAGUGCUCGUACUUCAGGUAGUAUAAACUGAAAUUACAAGAAGCCUACAAGAAGAAUCCAGAGGGAUUCUGCAACUCCACAGGGAAAGGGCUUCUUCUGAAUUGUAAGAUGAAUGAGUUAUUAAACUUGUGGAAGCAACAUGUAUGUGGGGGCAUCAAAUAAUGCUCUCACUUAUUUGUUUUUCAGGGACAUUGUGUACUCUCUAGAUGGAAUUAGACAGGCCAGUUCAUGGACCAAAAACUGUUUACAUACGUGGUGCCAUGAAUGGCAGCAUUUCUGAUGGAGGGAACAUGACUGAACGUUCCACACAGUUAAAAAUUGAAUACAAAUCAUAUCUGCACCUUCAUUUCGAGGAUAUAAAGCCUUUUUUUGUGAUUUGGAUGACUGUAAAUUGCUCAAAGCAUUAUUGUAAUAUAUUUUGCUAAAGUAUUAAAAAUGGCCAAGCAAAUUAUUUCACAGGAUCACAGGCUUUCCAGCCCCCAAACUGUUGUUGUGAGUCCACACACAUCGACAUCUGAAGCGUGAAUCACUCAGGGCUCCAGAUUGGUUUAUGUUUAAUGCCACCAUAUGUAUUUGGUGAUUUAAAAAAAAAAAAAAAAAAAAAAAAAGGUAGGUUAAACCAACAGAAUUAUUUAGCAGUAUCAUUCAUGUAUCAUGAAUAGACAUUGAGCAGCUAAUAUACUGUGUAUCAUCCAGUACAGUCUUAUAUACUGGAUUUGUGUGUAAAAUAUUUUAAAUCUGUUUUAAGCCUACAGGUGUUAUUGCCACAUGAACUGUAUUCUACAGUCUGUGAAAGUGUAAUUUUAUUUUGGGCUUAUUGUUUUUACAUAAUAACGAGUUAUAUUUUACUGCAGCCGAACAUGAAAUAAAAUGUGGAACUGCA